UCAACGUUCGAAUGGGUAACAACAAGUGCCAAUAAUGGAGCCAGUGUACAUACCGCUCGUGGUCAUCGCGCUGCUUUAUAUUCUUUACCAUUACUUCACGAGGAACUUCAACUACUGGAAGAGCAGAGGCAUCGUUGGACCAGACCCCGUUCCUUUAUUCGGUAACAUCAUAAAAGCUGCGCUCCGUUAUGAAACUCAUGGACAAGCAAUCGCUAAGAUCUACCACCAAUAUCCAAAUGAGAAAGUUGUCGGUGUUUUUAGAAUGACUGACCCUAAUCUUUUGAUCAGAGAUUUGGAUAUUAUUAAACACAUAUUAAUAAAAGAUUUUGAUGAAUUCUCCGACCGUGGAGUUGAACUCAGUAAAGAAGGUCUUGGAACAAAUCUAUUUCACGCUGACACUGACACUUGGAGAGCGCUCAGAAAUCGUUUCACGCCAUUAUUUACAUCAGGAAAAUUAAAGAACAUGAUUAAAUUAAUGACUGAUAGAGGAAACCAGUUCGUUGACUACGUAGAAAACAUUAUAGAAAAUGAAACAGAACAGAAAAUCCACACACUCGUUCAGAGAUACACUAUAUCUACAAUAUCUGCAUGUGCGUUUGGCAUAGAUAUUAACGAUAUUUCAGAUGAUAAUCCGAUAAUUAAAACUCUCUAUAAAAUUGACCGUGAACUAUUCAGUAUUAACUUCGCCUUCGAAUUAGUUUUAAUGUAUCCACGUUUGUUCAAGAAGUUGAAUAUGACAGUUUUUCCAAAAUAUGUCACAGAUUUCUUUUAUAAACUAACGACCUCAAUAAUCAGUGAGAGAGGAGGCAAGCCCACGGAUAGAAAAGAUUUUAUGGAUUUGAUUUUGGAACUGAGGAGUCAAAAAGAAAUUCAGAGUUCAAACAGGUACGACAACGAAAAGCAAGUGCAUUUAGAGAUAUCAGACAGUAUCAUCGCUGCGCAAUCCUUUGUCUUCUUUGCAGGUGGAUACGAAACUAGUGCUACUACUAUGAGUUUUAUGCUAUAUUUAUUGGCGAAAAAUCCACACAUCCAAGAUAAAUUGCAUAAAGAAAUAGAUGAAACACUUGACAAACACAACAGUGAACUAACAUAUGAAAUAAUCAAAGAAAUGACUUAUUUACGCAAGGUAUUUGAUGAGACACUUCGUCUUUACCCCCUAGUGGAACCGCUGCAACGAAGCGCACGUUCGGACUAUGAAGUCCCUGGAACUGAUAUUGUCAUUAAAAAAAAUCAAAUAGUGUUAAUCACGCCUCGUGGUAUACAUUACGAUCCUAAAUAUUACCCAAAUCCAGAAGUAUUUGAUCCGGAGAGAUUCAGUUCUGAAGCUAUAGCAGAGAGGCAUCCUUGUGCUUACAUGCCAUUUGGAGUUGGACCAAGAAAUUGCAUUGGCAUGCGUUUCGCUAAGUUGCAGUCCAGCAUCUGUAUUAUCAAGUUAUUGUCAAAAUUCCGAGUGGAGCCAUCUGAGAACACGCUGAAGGAGAUGCAGUUUGAUCCAAAGCGGGUGGUGAUGUCUCCCUUUGGUGGAAUUUUAUUGAAUAUAGUCAAGAGAAAGUAAAGCGAUUCGGCACAUUCAAUGUUUAGUUUUAAGUAAUAAUGUUAAUCUUAAUAUAGUUAAUACUAUAAAUGUGAA
Messenger RNA from Achroia grisella, 1630 nucleotides. Its product is annotated as cytochrome P450 6B2-like. The transcript is spliced from 2 exons. Gene Ontology annotation, molecular function: heme binding; iron ion binding; oxidoreductase activity, acting on paired donors, with incorporation or reduction of molecular oxygen. The record is from RefSeq and is a predicted model, not a curated record. Lineage: Eukaryota; Metazoa; Arthropoda; Insecta; Lepidoptera; Pyralidae. Bases 35 to 1555 code for a protein of 506 amino acids.